GUGUCUUUGCCUGCGUCAACCACGCGGAGAUAGUGUGAUAAAUCUUUCAGGCAGUCACGACCGAGGAAAAACACGUGAAGAUACGUGACGAACAAACCAGGCAUCGCGCGCCAGCCCCUUGCGUUCGCCCCAUACAAGGAGGAGAAAGCCCUGAGCGAGGCAGCCGCUGCCCUCCGCAGCGCCGCAACUUCGCGCCAGCAAAAGAGCAGCUCGACUCAUUAUGUCUGAAUCUGGAGGCUCGGAUGCUGGUGUCGACACUUCUUCCGUUUCAGAUUCCCUAUACAGCCGCACAGGCCCGGCAGACAUCCACAUCAGUUCACACGACGAGGGUGAGCAGGACGAGACGGUGAUUGAGGCCUCAGAAGAAGAGGACGAAGACGAGGACGAGGACGAAGAGGAAUCAUCGGAAUCGGGCAGCAAUCAGGACGGCAGGGCCAGCGGAUCAGAAGCCGGGUACACGGACCUGGACGACGACCUCUUCAACGAGGUCGACUUUGACACCGGCUUCGAAGACCCAGACGACUUUGGCCCUUUCUACGACUCCGACUUUGACGCCGAGGCGUGGCGUUUUAUUACCAGGUGGCCUCGGCAUCAUAUCCCAGCAAUGACAUUUUAUCUUCUCCAGCGUAUGUAUGCAUGAUCAUUUGAGCUUUUGCCCGCAGGAACAGAAGACCUCGCGCCGAUAC
This is a messenger RNA of Microdochium trichocladiopsis, 686 nucleotides long. RefSeq lists its product as uncharacterized. The record is from RefSeq and is a predicted model, not a curated record. NCBI's taxonomy places the organism in Eukaryota, Fungi, Ascomycota, Sordariomycetes, Xylariales, Microdochiaceae. The transcript has 2 exons. Bases 221 to 640 code for a protein of 139 amino acids.